Molecule: messenger RNA, 389 nt
Organism: Drosophila simulans
Lineage: Eukaryota; Metazoa; Arthropoda; Insecta; Diptera; Drosophilidae
Product: serglycin
Exons: 1
Coding region: 1-222 (73 amino acids)
Source: RefSeq, a predicted model, not a curated record
AUGGUCUACACCGAACGUACCGACAAGUGCCUGAGCAGCACCACCAAGGACAACCAGUCCACGAAGGGUCAGAACCACUCCAAGUCGAGCAGCGGCUCCGGAUCGGGUUCGGGAUCAGGAUCGGGAUCUUGGAGCAGUCAAGCAUCGAGUGCGGACAAGUGGAAGUACAACAACAUGGUGAAGAACGAUCGCCAGCAAUUCAAUGGGAUGCAUUUCUCCUAAAUGCUGUACUAGAUCCAAUUGAAAUGUUCCUCUAGGAAUGUGGGGAGCCUUGAGAAGCGGGGAAGCUGGGGGCUGAUAACGUUGUUAUUUCUAUUUGGUUCAGCAGGGCCACUUUAGGCUAGUUUUGUAAGCCAUUUUAUAGACUUAGGUAUUGCUAUGUGAUAAAA